Pogona vitticeps (central bearded dragon) is the source of this 2167-nucleotide messenger RNA. The record is from RefSeq and is a predicted model, not a curated record. Lineage: Eukaryota; Metazoa; Chordata; Lepidosauria; Squamata; Agamidae.
GAGCCAUGACAUCACCCCGCCCCUACGCCCUGCCCGGAAAACACACAAAGGCAGAAGCCAAGUGCCGCCGCCGAUGAGGAUGAGGAUGAUGAGGAUGUUGCAGCGAUCGCCAAGGAGACCCGGCAGAGUAGCUACCGUCGCCGCUGCCGCCGCCGCUGCCGGGGCUCCUCCUUGCUGCUUCCUCCUCCUCCUCCUCCGCUGCUAAGCUACCAGUAGCCGCAGCUGCUGCCGGUGCCACCGCCGCCACCUUGGCACCGGCUUCGCCCUCCUCAUGCAGACGGCCCUGGCGUGGAUCGGCGGGGAGCCGGGGGUCCAGCAACGCCCGCGCCGCGCAGCAUGCCCUGGGGAGUGGGCAUUGCCUCGUCCAGGUCGUGCGUGGUGGAUCUCAGCCGGAAUCAGAGCCUGUGGGGCGCGGGGUCCGAGGAGCCCUUCUCCUUUUAUGGGGAGAUCGUCGCUUUCCCUCUGCAGGACUACGGCGGGAUCAUGGCCGGGCUGGGCUCCGACUCGUGGUGGAAGAAAACCCUCUAUCUGACCGGGGGAGCCAUCCUCUGUUUUCCUUACUAUGGAAUUCUAAAUGAGUUAGUGUGCUUUAGGAAAGAGCAAGAGGUUGAUUCAAAGGAUGCUAUCAUAUUGCAUCAAUUUUCAAGGCCAAACAAUGGGAUUCCCAGUUUGUCUCCCUUCUGUUUGAAAAUGGAGACUUAUUUGAGGAUGGCUGAUUUGCCCUACCAGAAUUACUUUGAUGGGAAACUUUCCCCUCAAGGGAAGAUGCCAUGGAUUGAAUACAAUCGCAAAAAAGUAUCCGGCACAGAGUUCAUUAUUGAUUUUUUGGAAGAGAAGCUUGGAGUAAAUUUAAACAAACAUCUUGGCCCACAUGAAAGAGCUGUUUCUAGAGCAGUAACCAAGAUGGUGGAGGAGCACUUCUACUGGACGUUGGCAUAUUGCCAGUGGGUGGACAAUCUCCAUGAAACCCAGAAGAUGCUUUCUCUUAGUGGCCCCUUCAGUGACCUGCUAAAGUGGAUUUUGUGCCAUAUAACUAAAGGAAUUGUGAAGCGGGAAAUGUAUGGCCAUGGCAUUGGUCGGUUCUCUGAGGAAGAGAUUUACAGGUUGAUGGAGAAAGACAUGCGCUCUCUAGCUGGUCUUCUGGGCGACAAGAAGUACAUCAUGGGACCCAGGCUUUCCACUUUGGAUGCCACCGUUUUUGGGCAUCUAGCACAGGCAAUGUGGACCUUACCAGGAACUAGGCCUGAGAGGCUAAUUAAAGGAGAACUAAUUAACCUUGCUAUGUACUGUGAGAGAAUAAGGAGAAAGUUUUGGCCGGAGUGGCACCAUGAUGACGACAACACCCUGUAUGAAUCGGAAGAAAGUAGCGAAGGGAGCAAGAUGCAACCAUUGCAGGACUUCAGUUUUUAUUCUAGGACAGAAACAUUUGAAGAUGAAGGAACCGAGAAUAGUUUUUCCCGAACGCCUGACACCGAUUACACUGGACAUUCCCUCUUUGAUUCUGACGUGGACAUGGAUGACUACACAGAUCACGAACCAUGCAAGUGACAUGCCUCACAAAUGCUCCUCCACCUUGUGACAGAGACACCAUCAUCUCUUGGGACUCUUGCUGAUGGCACCAGGUUUUAAAGGGGCCCACAUCAGUUGGAAAGGCUUGAUGCUGUGUUCGUAUGCUCUUCGGACCGUCUGACCCUUCCUUUUUCAUUUUGUCACAGCAUUGCUAUGGAUCCUAGAUAAACAAUUUCCUAUUCUACUUGACAUGAUGCUGAAAAGUUGACAAGGAAGGGAUGAGGGUGGGGCAGGGAUUUGUGUUUUCAAAAAAAUCAAGGAGAACAUUCUGGUUUGGAAAUGAAACUAAUGAUAAGCAGAUAAUACUUAUGAGGGAGGUUAGCUUUUGGCUGAUUGCAUCUACCCAGAAAGAGACAGAAGAGAGAGAAAAGGUAAGAAGGAUCAUUAGGACUUCCUGUAUCCAUCAAACAAAGUGAAAAUGAGGUGAAAACAAGCAAUUCUAAAAUUCUCCCUCCAUCCAUGUCUUGCAACACUUUGGACAUGGCUGCUUGGAUUUUGUGGGAGAUUUCAGGAGUAUCUGCUUGCAUCUGCCUCUCCUCUUAAACAUUGCCUGUUCUGAUUGUAUCAGAAUCUCUAACCUCAUUCAUUCAUUCAUUCA